Messenger RNA from Cavia porcellus (domestic guinea pig), 574 nucleotides. RefSeq names its product coiled-coil-helix-coiled-coil-helix domain containing 1 (gene Chchd1). Gene Ontology annotation, molecular function: RNA binding. Bases 34 to 390 code for a protein of 118 amino acids. Gene Ontology annotation, biological process: mitochondrial translation. NCBI's taxonomy places the organism in Eukaryota, Metazoa, Chordata, Mammalia, Rodentia, Caviidae. The transcript is spliced from 3 exons. The record is from RefSeq and is a predicted model, not a curated record. Gene Ontology annotation, cellular component: mitochondrial ribosome; nucleoplasm; mitochondrion.
GCACCGCGGUGGGUGCUGGGAGCGCGGCGCGCAAUGGCGACGCCCAGCCUACGGGGACGCCUAGUGCGGCUUGCGAACCCGCGGAAACCUACACUGAAGCCCAACAAACCUCUCAUCCUAGCUAACCGCGUUGGAGAGCGGCGCCGGGAGAAGGGAGAGGCAACAUGUAUCACAGAGAUGUCGGUGAUGAUGGCUUGCUGGAAACAGAAUGAAUUCCGCGACAGUGCGUGCAAAAAAGAGAUCCAAGACUUCUUUGAGUGUGCUUCGAAGGCCCAGGAAGCCCGAAAGAUGAGAUCAAGCCAGGAGACCCUGGGAGAAUCUGGAAGUUUACUUCCCAAGAAAGUGAAUAAGUUGUUACAGAGGUUUCCUAAUAAACCGUAUCUCAUAUGAAAAUGGAAAAACAUUUUCAGUGAUUGUACUGUCAUUUCUGAGAACUGUGCAGAGGUAUUUUAAAAAUAUUUGCACUGCUAUGCCUCUUUUGAAGGGUAAAAUGAGGCAAAUACUUCUUUUCACUCAUCAGAGCGGUCUGGAUGAAGUUAUGCUUUAUCUUGAAAUAAAAUUUUCUGAAGAGUGA